GUGAUUUCGUGUUUCGUGAAAGGUCGUUGACGCUUGAGGCUUGACGUGCAAUCCAAAGACGUGCGGUUAAAGUUGAAAUAAAAUACAUUUUUAAGUGUGCUUUAUCGGUUUUAUAUCUUUUGUUGUUAAUUUUAAUUAUUGAUAUUGGAGUAGGUAUUUUACCUGUGAACGUUUUUAGUGGUAUUUAGUUGAUAAUGUGAAAUUGUAGCCAUCAAUAACAGAAGCUAGUUUACAAAAGUUAAACAGCUCAAAUUAAAAGUGAGAAGUGUUUUCAGGAAAGCAGAACAUACUCUCCAAACGAUUCCAUGUUGAAGAAUUGUUAACUUCAGGUUUUUGGCAAUAAUGUUCUUGUACGAUGACAAAACAUGGAGCCCACACCUCAGAACAUCAACUGCCUCCUCACUAUUCUUCGAGACUGAGAAACCUGUGGGCAGCUCCGCCAGCAGCAGGGGGAGGGGGUGGGCUGCAAUGGUCAGCUACAGCUGCAGCAGCAGGGGGAGGAGGUGGGCUGCAAUGGUCAGCAGCAGCUGCAGCCGCAGGUGGUUGCGAUUCGUCGGGAAACCUGAGCAGCUCGUCUGUUGCCAGCAGUCGCACCUACUACCAGCCAGCCACUACCAGUGUCUACCAGGAUCCACUGCCACUGCGAGGUGGCGACAACUACGCACUGCCUCGCGACGCCCUCCUGCCGGCUGCGCCCCAGGCGCCUGUUGUGUUUGUGCGGCGACCCAUCACUCCCGCCUCGGGCGCCACCUCCACCGAUGCCGGCGGCGGCGUCAACCCCUGCGGCGGCCACUGCGUACAGUUCGAGAACUUCUGUCAUUAUUGUCUGCAGGUGAUGAACAUAGCGGGCAUCCUGACGGGCGUCGUGAUGGUGGCAGCCGGCUUUGUGCUGCGCAACCAGAGGAAAGGUGGCAACCUGGAGGUGCUGAUCUACAUCGGGUGCCUGACGGCGCUGGUGUGUGGUCUGCUGUUGUCGGUGCAGUGCUGUGUGCGUCGCAACCUGCAGCAGCGCAGGCAACGCAUCAGGGCAAGGGGGCCAGGGCCAGCAGGGGGGGAGACCAUACAGCUGCAGAUGCUCGGUCCCCCCCCUCCGCCACCACCGCCCCCUCUUCUCAGGCCGCUCAUGCCUCCCCACCAGUUGAUAAGACCUACAAGAGACCAAAGUGGACUCCCGUGGUGGCGGCGUGAAGAAAUUCCUUAAAUUUACAAAUAAUGUUAAUUUUGUAGAAUUUAAUAUGCAGUAUUUGAACGCCGAAGCUUGCUGAACUUACUGCAUACCGAACUGCUUCAUUGUGCAAGUUAAUUGUAGAAAGUUGUACUGAUUAGUUUUGGAUGUAAAUGUUAAGCUAUUCGAGAGAUUCUUUAUGAGGUUUACCUUCCCAAUUUGUUGUAGCAGUUCCCGUCCGAUAAGUGUUUGUUAGAGUUUCUGAUAUAAUAAUAGAUUUGCGUUAUCAGGUCAAACCGUCGUAGCUAUUGUUAUCCAAAAUAUUUCAAACAUAACAAAAAAUUUCCUGAAAUUGAUGGAAUUUAAACUCCAAAUUGGUAUAAGUGUCGUUUCUCAAACCCAGGAGAAUUUGAAGUGUUCAUGUUUAUCUGCUUUUCUUAGUGUUUGAUCAAUCAAUUAGAUUUAUUCUUCCUGGCGAGGAUAUUCAAUGGUUGAUUCUAAAAUAAUACUUGUGUGGCACAAAACUGUACUCAACAUAAUGCUUCAAAAACUCUUAUACUGCGACAACCACACAAAUUUGUGCUGUCAGCAUUCUUUUAUCUCUUACUCACAUUCCAUUAAUAAUAAUGUUCUCACAUUCAUUUGAAAGAGAUAUUCUUAUAAUUGACAGCUAAUAGAAUAAACUAAUAAAGAUAAACAAGCUGAGAUUUGAAUUUUACAAUAACAUAAUACUUUGCUGAAAUGUUAUUGAUUGCUAAAUACCGUGGCUGCUAUAAUGUGAACUAAACUUUUAGCCAUAGAUAAAUAUUACUGACUGAAUAUGCUUCUUGUGCUCAAUUUUACUAUGUGACAAAAAAAUUAUUGUUGAAUCAAAUAGGGAAGUAUUCAAUCAAAUUAAUUAUUACAUAAAUAAUCGAUGCGAGACAAGAAUAUAUUGUGUUAUUCAUAUUUUAUGUUGUGUUUAAUAAAUAUGUAUUCAUAAAAGUAUCUUUGUUAUAAAUGCUGUGAGGAAUAGACUCACUCACAUUGGGGAAAUAGUGUUUUUUAUUCAACAUAAUAAAAUUAUCAAACCAACGCAGUUCUUUGGCAUAAGUUCCUAUUGACGGUAAUCGUGUCCUUACAGGAGGACAGGAGAGGAUGGGAUUUAUUGAAAAGUGUGUAGCCAAACAGUAAACCCUUGAGGACACCCCAUACUCAAAGGUAGUCUUUGAGUCAAUCUUUACGAGGUAGACUACCUUACGAGGACACCCCAUACUCGUUAUAAUUAUUAUUGUGCAUGAAGCGAAUAGCACAAAUAUCUGAGAAAAAAAUAUUCAAGUUAUAUUUACAAAUUAUAAUACAUUGUAAAUUAAACUAUUAUUAUUAAGUAUUCAAUUGUUCUAUAAUUUAAUAGUAUUCUAUUGAAUAUUAUCUCCAUCUCUUUUAUUUUAUUAUUUUAUAAUUAAAUUAAUUAAUGUUAAACCAUCUUAAUUCUCAUUUGAACUAUAUUCACGAUUUUUAAUUAUAUGUUUAUUUUAACAAAAUCCCUUGCAUAAUUUGAUGGGGUCGCCAGUUAUCGAUCCCGGUAUUUCUUGCAUUUAUUUCAGUUCGCUUCAUUUUUCUAUGCAAACAUUUUACUCGUUCAAAGCUAUCAUCUAACUUGUUAGUUUAUUGUGUUUAAGCUAUUAUGUGUAUCAGCUAUUCUGUGUAAUGUUAACGGUAGACUUUUAUUGUUGUAUAGAGGGAAUUUAGUAGGGUAUAGGUAUCUAGAGGGUAUAGAGCGGGAAUUUAGUAGUAUUUGGGUUUCAUAAAAGUAGAGUUCUUUCUAUUGUAUUGAAGGUUUAUCCUUUUCCUUUGACGUGUAUUCUUCUCCAAUUGAGUUGAUUUAUUUUAAUCACGCAUCUCCAAAUAUUAUUUCUCUAGUUGGUAGCUCUCACGUCGGAGCCAUCAACAUCUUCGCGGGAGUCUUCUUCAAGGAACUUCAUCAUGAGGUAGCCUAUGAGUGAGUCAUCAGCUUCUUCUAAGUACGAGGUGGAUUUUCCGAAAGCGAGAUUCUACAAUCUGAAGGAGUGUUCUGGCCAGCUUGUCAGUAAUCGGACUGUCAUCUUUCGGAGGCUGCCAAGAAGCUUUACAUCACAACAAAUUCAAUAUUAAUGAGUGGGCAUCAAGCGUUCAAUAUGUCAGCGCAGACAAGCAGGGGUAUAGCUGCUUUCGGAGAUUUCCCACUCUUCUGUUAUUCGACUGCAACUGACGGUGAAUUGCAACUGACGGUGAACUUGGAGUUCAAUGAGUAAAGAAUCACCGAUCACCUGAAUGCGUUCCAGAGAUUGGUAUCUGACGACCAUAAGGAUCUAAUCAAAUCUCACGAAAUUUGAAACUUUAUGUAGCCCAUGUAGCCCACAAUAAUGACAGUCAACGUCAAGCUGUUGAUACAACAGAAUCAAUAUCAGGAGGAUGCGUUCAUUAAAGAGCAGCUGCUUGCAUUGAUUUUCCAUCUCAAAUCAAAUCAAGCGUUAUUGUUUACAUCAGCAAAAUAGAACUAAAUACUCUACAUCAACAAAUCAUCCCAUCAGAUAUAACUUACAAUUUGAGGAUACUAUUUCUAACAUGUUAGAAAUAAAAUAUCAGGUUAAAAUAAAACAUAAGUACACAACUCAUCAAAACUCUGGGAUGAUGUGACUGAUUGAGAAAUUGACGUUAACAUGAAUGGGAAGAAGUACAACAGACCAAAUAUUUUAUGUUAGACAGCCUGUGGAAAAAUGAACUGAACAUAAUGUGGACUUGGACGAGUGGAGGCAAAUCGUAGAGAAAGCCAAGAUUCACCCCGGACUGUAGUGCUACGAGAAGAAGAAGAAUAAUAAGCUGUAUAUAUGGGAACCGAUGCAAACAAAAUUACUAUUCUCAGAAGAGGUCCCACAAAGCCCUUAUCCGUGAAUAGAAGUUGAAAUAAUGGUUCAUAAUAUGAAAAAGAUGAGACACAUACACGAGUGUGUGUACAGUCAUCAAUAUUUUUGACAAUUAUUGUCAUAUCAGAGCACUUCCUUCAUCACACCAUCUCAUUAUGAUAGUCAAAUUCCAUGUGAUAAAUAGGUAGGAAGUCACCUCUGAGAAAUUAACUAAUGAACAAUGUAACAAGGCAGAAAGAAUAACAAUUAAUAGAAUACAAAAUAAAAAUUAGCAUGUAAACAUUUUAGUCAGACAAGUAAGAGUUCAUGAGUACGGCACGGGAACGUUGCGAAAAAAAGAUUUUGUCUCCAUCUAUGAUGAAUUCAACAUUUUUGCGGACGGAUCUCUUCAAAUUGGAAAAACAAGCUAAAAGGGUAUCGUUUGGCUACAUUGCUGAAAGAUCUUCAGCGGUGGUACUGCGGUUGUAUUUUAUUAGACAUUUUUUUUUUAGUGUUUUGUAUUUUGUUUUAUUUUGUGUAUCUCAUGUUGAAUUGGAUAAAAUUAAUUGAUUUAUUGAAAGGAUACAGUUCAGAUAAACAUAAUCACAGAGGAGGAAUGGAUUCAACACUACAGAAAUCUCUGGUACAAUCCAACAACUCAGGAGACCGAAAUAUAACGAAUUCAUGAGCCCACGGUUGAUAUGAUAGAAUUUACAGAAUUAGAAGAUGCAUUAAAGAAUACAAAGAACAGAAAGUCAACUGGUAUGGAUGGCUUAAACUCAGAAUUGAUUAAAUACGGAGGUUUAUUUUUCAGAUUGAGGUUUCUGCACUUGAUAAACAUGAGUUGGAAGAGCUGUACAAUCUCAGAAGAAUGGAAAAUUUCGAAGAUUGUCCAUAUUCAAAAAAGGAGAAAGGAAUAAUGCAUCAAACUACAGAGGAAUCAGCUUACUACAAGCGGCUUACAAGAUUUAUAGCAAAAUAAUAAACGGCAGACUUCAACCAAUCACAGAUACCAUUUUGCUGGAGGAACAAUCAGGUCUUCGGAAAGGGCAUUCUUGCAUUGAUCAGGUGUUCAGUUUGAAGCAGAUAAUUAAGAAGAAUAGAGAAUUCAAUAUUGAGACCCACAUGGCAUUCGUCGAUUUUGAGAAAGCUUUUGGCCGAUUAGAUAGGCCUUCACUUUGGUGCAUAAUAACAAGAAGAGGAUAUCCCAAGCAUUUAAUUGACGCGAUAAAGAGCAUAUAUCAAGGAACCAAGAUUGCUAUUGACACACGAUCCCACCUCACCAAAGAAAUCAUGACAAACCUAGGUGUAAGGCAAGGUUGUAGCUUAUCGCCAUCAUUAUUCAAUAUCUAUCUUGAUGGCGUAAUACGAUGCUGGAUGAGUCAAACCCCUCCUGGAAUACGUUUGGAUCUGACAAGACAUUUGAAGAUUUUGAUGUUUGCGGAUGGCUUGUUAUUCUUAAAAACUCGCAAAAGGCAAUGUAUGUUCUUAAUAAAAUUUCAAAAACUUAAUAAUUUGAGAAUAUCAAAAAACAAAACCAAAUCAAUGGCCUUCUGCGGCAAAUCUCCUGUCAGAACUAAAAUUAUGUUGGAUAACGCUGUACUUGAACAAGUGUCUCACUUCAAAUACUUGGGUGUUGAGUUCACAUAUGCACUCGAUAACUAUGUAGAUCUGAAAUUGAAUAAAUUUCUACACAUAUGUGGAACAAUAAAACGCAGAUUAAAAAACAGGUCAAGGAAGGAGACACAUCUGAAAUUUUAUAAAGUGAUGGCGGUGCCAACAUUAUUAUAUGGGGCAGAAACUUGGGUGAGCAAGAAGAGAAUAUUAAGCAGAGUUCAAGCAGCAGAGAUGUGUUUCCUUCGAAGUGUGAAAGGGUGCACAAGGCUGGACAGAUUCCGCAAUGAUGAUAUCAGAAAUAAACUGGAAGAAUCAUGUUGAACGGAUGCCAGAUAAUAGAAUCCCAAAAGCGGUAAUUAAAUAUAGACCCUAUGGUAGAAGAGAUUGAUAGACCUCUAAAAAUAUGGUAUGUAUACAAAUUAUAUCCUUUGAAACCGGAACAGGUGUAUACGCCUAAUCCUGGAAAGAAGAAGAAGAAGAAGAAUAAUAAUAUUGAAUGGGCGUGAAUGUUGCGCGGAUAGGCAUUACUAACUGUACCAGUAUCGACACCAAUGUACUUUCAAGGGACAGACUUGCCAGUAAAAUAUGAAAUAUGAGGGACUUCGUAUUGGCGAAACGGCACCACGAUGGGCUAAUUCAACUCAUCUGUGGGUGACACAUGCCUUCUUGCAAGACACAUGAGGAUUUUCUCCGUUAUCUUCCGAAACACUUGAAGGAAGGCCACUUGUCAUCUUGGUGUUUGGAUCACAUUUGUCAUCUCCAGAUCAGUAGGAUAUGACCAUACCCGGAGCGGCGCCUCCAAUAAAUUAUAUCAGGCAUUUUGUUAGAAUUGAAUUAUAAUUUAUUUUUCAUGGAUAGUUAACGAUUGAAAACUAAGAUGGUUUUACAAUAAUGGUUUCAAUUAUAUAUUUUCAGAUGCUUUUUAAUUAUGUAAAAUAAAAGAAAGAGGUAAUCUUCAACAGAAUAUUAAUUCAGUUGCAUAUUUGAAAAAUAAGAAACCUUUAAAUAUGAAGUAAUGCAACUUGACAAUGUAUUAUAAUUUGACCAUGUUUAUAGAUUGUAAAUUUUAUUUUGACUAUUCAUUUUAAAAUUAUUUGAAGUAUUUUCCUCAGAUAAUUGACCUACUCACUUUAUGCACAACUAUAAUAAUUAUAGUGUUUUCCUACCUUUCAGUGUGACGUGUCCUCGAGGGUUCACUGUUUGGCUGCACACUUUUCAGUAAACCCUUUUGAGAGCAAGUCCAGUUCUUUCUAAGGACACGAUUCCCGUCAUCACAAAUGUAUACCAACCGAACUGCGUUGGUUUGUAGUGGCGAAAACUAUGCCCAAUUCACUCCAAGUUUUAACUCACAAAAUGACUGACACUCACUUUACCCUAAGAAUCACUGCCUCCUCCAAAUAUUUUGUGAGUCUAUUUAUGUGACCAACCAAAGGUCAAUAAUAAUAAUUAUGAAUACCUACCUCUAUGGCAAAUCAGACUCAGUUUAAUAUUAAGAUAUUAAUAUUAAAUUAUUGAGAUACGCAAAUGUGUAAUCUUUUAUCAUAAAUAAAAAUACAAGUCUCAGUACCCUUUUUGAAUAAUUAUUUAAUCAGAACAUGUUUCGGACAUUGAUGCCAUUUUCAUAAUACAUUACGUACCAAGAUAAUCAGACAGUUCACCUUCAACGUUUAAUACAACGACAUUGUUUAAAACAGCCAAAUUUGGAGUAGCUAAUGUUGUUCUUUAAGAUUGCAUUGAUGAACAAGUGUCCACAACUGUACUGCUUAUUCAUCGUUUCAAAAGUGAAAGAUAAUUUUAUUAUUUUCAACAAAAAACACUACUUUAAUAAAUUAUUGAUAUUUUAAAUAUUUCCAAAUGUUAGCCUAUUCUUCACAAUGUAUUUCCUUGCCUAUUUUCUUAAAAAAUAAUAAUUGAAUGAUAUAAAUAUCAUUAAUUAUUAUUUCAUUCUUGAAUGGCACAUUUCUAGUGAUUUCCAUAAAACACAAUGAAUUAUGAAUGUUAGCUCUUGAUAUUGUUGUGGAAUCAAUUAUAGUUUUUAAAUUUUGCUAGUAAUUUUGAUGCUAUUGAAAUUUAUAUGGAUAUUUCAAUUCAGAGUGGAUAUUAUCGUUUUUGUAUUGAUAUAUCUAUUAAUGAAAAAAUAUUUGUAUUAAAAAUGUUUCUUUUCAAGUUUUUCUGUAAAAUCUAGAGUGGAUAUUAUUAUUGUUUUGAUAAAUCCAUAAAUGAAGAAUUAAUGUUAUUGAAAAUAUCUAUUUUCAAGUUUUCCUGCAUAAUUUAUUGGAAUGAGAUUGUUUUUUACACUAAUUUUAUCUGAGCAUGUUUCUAAAAUAAUAUUGUAAUUUCCAUAAAAAUAUUUUUUUGGAAAGAAACAUAUUUUGUGCCUUUAUAGAAUUGAUCAAGUCCUGUAGCUGACAUAAUCUUAGAAACGGUUUGAAAAUAAAAGUUUCAUAAAUCUCGUUAUUUCAGAAGUUUUUGAAUAUUUACAAUUUUAUAAUUCGAUGAAUUAUUGUAAUUUUAGCAUUUUCCCAUUCCUCUAGAGAAUAUUUCAAAUCUAUUAAGUUUAUUCUACCAUUUUUAGUGUACAUAAGAUUUAUAUAUUUAUUAUGACAUUAUGUAUUAACUAGAUUAUUUGUACAAAAGUAUGGUUUGUUUAGUGUUGUAUAGUAUAAUUAUCAUGAAUUCUUAUUGCGUGACUAAACUUUAUAAGUUGUCAAUGUUAUUUAGCCAAAGAAGUUUUUGUCAACUUAUUCAUCUCAAUUAGAGAAUUCAGAAAUAAAAAUUAUGCCAAAGAUCUGUUCUAUAUCACCUGCAAUAUUCAAUUGCUACGCAUACUAUAUAUCUGUAGAUAUUUGUGUUUUCCACAUAAAUGAAUAGUUACAACCAAUAUGUGUGCCAUCUAUUCCAUUAAUAAUAUGAAUUUAUUAUAGUGUCGAAUGAUAUUUGAACUUUCCAUUUACAUUGCAUAAUCUGGGUUGCCCCCCCCCAAGCCUCAUGACGCACAAAUUUGGGAAAAUUCAUCUUCUGCCUCCCCCCAUUGUUGAUCCCCAAAGAUUUGUUUUUGACACCCCCCCCUCAUCAAGAAUUUCAAGGAUGCAGUCUGCGCCCAACCCCCCACCACCUUACCACUCUGGGCACCCCUGGUAUAAUAUUAAGUUUGACGAAACCAAAUAUAACUGUCAUUCAGUGCCUUUGGUUCUCAGUAACAAAUAAGUGUUUGUUAAUAUUGGAAAUUUGAAUCAAUAAUAUUAAUUAGUCCGGUCAGAUUCAAUAUAUUUUAUGGUCAAAUUCCACAUUUAGAUAAAAGUUGUACAAAUGAAGUGUUUUCUUGAAUCCAUCAGUUGAACUGUGUUAACAUGUAUUUAUGAUAUGAUGAAGUUGUUUCAAGAGCUUAAUGACUACUUUUCAAGUCAAUAAUAUUGAAUGUAUUUGUAAAAUUCCUUAUUUAUAUCAUGGAAGACAUAUAAUAUAAAUUAGAAACAUGUUUAUAAAAAGUGAUUUAUAGUAUCGUGUUCAAUACUUUGUAACUUGGCAUUAAAAUCUAUGUAAUUAAAAUUA
Molecule: messenger RNA, 9198 nt
Organism: Nilaparvata lugens (brown planthopper)
Lineage: Eukaryota; Metazoa; Arthropoda; Insecta; Hemiptera; Delphacidae
Exons: 6
Coding region: 356-1201 (281 amino acids)
Source: RefSeq, a predicted model, not a curated record